Myxocyprinus asiaticus (Chinese sucker) is the source of this 3300-nucleotide messenger RNA. RefSeq names its product transcription initiation factor TFIID subunit 3-like. The transcript is spliced from 7 exons. Gene Ontology annotation, molecular function: protein heterodimerization activity. The record is from RefSeq and is a predicted model, not a curated record. NCBI's taxonomy places the organism in Eukaryota, Metazoa, Chordata, Actinopteri, Cypriniformes, Catostomidae. Gene Ontology annotation, cellular component: transcription factor TFIID complex. Bases 109 to 2832 code for a protein of 907 amino acids.
GCUUGGGCAGCAAAGAUGGCGGCUCCUGUGGAAGCGUCGAUGUCCCUAAUUGUGUGAAUGAUCCAGCCCUUCCAGGCGCCGUGAGAGCGGCCUUUCGGAACCGCAGAGAUGUGUGAGAGUUACGCGCGGUCGCUGCUGCGGGUGUCCGUGGCACAAAUGUGUCAGGCGGUGGGCUGGGACGCGGUGCAGCUGAACGCCUGUGAUCUGCUGUCUGACGUGCUGGAGAGAUACCUGCAGCAGUUGGCCCGGAGCUGCCACCGCUACUCAGAACUCUAUGGACGUACAGACCCUGGACUAAGUGAUGUGGACCAGGCUUUUGGACUUUUGGGAGUCAGUAUAGCCGAACUUGAGGACUAUGUAAAUAACUUGGAGCCUGUCGGCUUCCCCCAAACUAUCCCUCAGUUCCCCAUCAGUAAGAGCAGCGUUCUGCAGUUUCCUGCUGCUGGCUUUGACACGGAUGCCCGUGAUGCCUUGAGGGGAGAGAGGAGAGACUACAUCCCAGAAUACUUCCCUCCACUCGUCUCACUUCAGGAAGAUGAGGAAGAGGAGGAACCCGUUCCUGCAGACAUGGGCACUUCUGCCGAGGCCAUGCAGGUCUCCCUGGGUGAGGAAGAGGAUGGAGAUGAAGAAGAAAAUGAUGAGAACUGGCUCAGCCAUCAUGAAGGACAGAGUCCCAGACCUGAAGGUCUAUUACCAGCUGCCAAAAGACCCCGCCUGAGCACCAAACCUGGCGUUAGCCCCGAAUGGAGCUAUGAGCCACGGGAACCCCUUAGCUCACUUAACUCCCAGCACAUACCCCAUUCCCCCUCCCCUCCCCUCUCCCCCGAACUACCCCGACCACCUGUGGCACCUCCUACACCCGGACACAAGCCCAAAAUCACCUCCCCAUCUCCUGCACGGCAGAAGAACAAGUCGCCCAAAAGAGGGAGCGGAACUGCACUCACUGGGGUGUUGGGGCGGUCACUUACGUUGACUCCACCGAAGACCAAUCAGAAGGCAGGAAGGAGGUCACCCGGUAGGCCCAAAAGCCCUCGUAGCCCAAGGCCAAGUUCUGUCCUUUUGGGGAUGGCUGGGCGUGGUUGGGCCGGACCUCUUGCGGAUGAUAGUUCUCGUGAUGGCCAGUUCAGAUGUCAUGAUACAGGAGACGAGGAUAUCGAGAACUCUAUAGCCGCUGUGAUUGCUCGUGCUUGUGCAGGUGGAGAAGGCACAUCGGACCCAUUUGAUUGUGACUCAGACUUGGAUAGUGAUGGGACAAACCCUCUAAAACCUGUGCCCAAAAACACACUUAGCCACAUCAAACCUCCACAAGCUCUUACUGGAAAACACCUACCUCUGCUAAUUCCUCCUCUUCUCAACACACCCAACCAUUGGACAAUGGACGACUCUAUAGACGAGGUCAUCCGAAAGGCCAAUCAGGCUCAAAAGCCAAUUCAGGCACCAAGUUUAUCACCCCCAGAGCCCACUUACCUGUCCUCCCCGGCGGAUUCGCCCCCCACACCACCACCCACUCUCAAUCUUCACCAGGAACGAAAAGAGCCGGCAACCAGCAUUCUUCUGAAGAAGAAACUCAAGAAGGACAUCAGGGCCAAGUUGAAGAAGAAAGACAGGGAGCGACUCAAGGAUAAGGGCAAGGACAAAGGUAAGAACAAAGAGAAGAAGCGGGAGAAGGAGCGAGGACUGGUUGAGGAAAACAAGAUGCCCUGGCCGGAGUUACUGCUCGGAGGUGAGGAAUGGCGAGACGGCAUUGGCGGGAAGAAAGAGAAGGACAAGCUAAAGGACAAAAAGAAAGAUAAGGAGAAGAACAAGAAAGAGAAGGAGAAACGAGACAAGGGCAAAGAGCGAGGCAAGGAGGAAAAGAGGAUAUCUCUAGGAGCCAGAGACAUCGCCGCCGCUGCUGCCACUCAGCUCUUCAGUCCCCAGACUUGCCUACGCAUCCCAUCAAUGUUGCCCCCUCUGCCUCCAAUACUCCCUGACAAACUCUUCCCACACCCCAAGGACACCAAGAGCAAAGACAAAGACAAGAAGAAAGACAAGAAAGAGAAGAAAAAGAAGAAAGAAAAGGAGAAAGAUCGAGAGAAGGAGCGUGAGAAGGAACGGGAGAGAGAACGGACCAAGGAGAAGGAACGAGACAAAGAUGAGAAGAAGAAAGAGAAAGACAAGAAGGAAAAGAUAAAGGAAAAGGAGAAAGAGAAGCCAAAACUUGAUAAACCGAAUUUAAUGGCUGAAGUUCCUUCCGCUGUCCCGCCAUCUCCUGUCAUACCACGACUGACCCUCAGAGUGGGCGCUGGACAGGACAAGAUUGUGAUCAGUAAGGUGGUCCCAGAUUCAGAGCCCACUCCUCCACCACCACGGACCCCAGUGGCAAAAUCUGGUCCUGGAGCUCGGAUGCGUUCCUCCCCAGCUCCCCCUCCACAUCCCCCGGCUCCUGUGGUGCCCCCACCCCGCCCUCCACCUGUCCUGCCCCCACCCCGCCCUCCACCUGUCCUGCCCCCACCCCGCCCUCCACCUGUCCUGCCCCCUGCACCCCCACCUGCCCCCAUUCAGCCCCCACCCAGCCAAGCCAAAGCACGUGGAUGCAGCGUCAUCACGGAAACCGUCAGUGCAUAUGUGAUUCGGGAUGAGUGGGGUAAUCAGAUCUGGAUUUGUCCAGGAUGUAAUAAACCUGAUGACGGCAGUCCCAUGAUUGGCUGUGAUGAGUGCGACGACUGGUAUCACUGGCCCUGUGUAGGUAUUGUAGCCGCCCCUCCGGAGGACCAGUCGUGGUUCUGUGUGAAAUGUGCUGGCAAGAAGAAAGACAAGAAGACAAAAAAGAGGAAGCGCAAAGUGCACUGACCCACAUUUCUUUUUCUCCUGUCUCCGUGUUUAUCUGUAUUUCCCUUCAUUAAUUUCCAUCACUGUUUUGCUACAGUUUUGUUUUUUUUGUUGUUUUUUUUCACCCAAACUUUUUUUAACUCGGUUAACUUAACUCAGUGUCAGGUAUCAUAAUGUAUUUUUUUAAAAGAAAAUUUCAAAUGUGUAUAUGUUACUUUUUUAUGUGGAGAAUCGUACAGUAUGUCUAUAUGAUCUUUGUACCGAGCUCAUGGUUGUUCAGUAGAUGUGUGUGUUGAAAUGAACCUCUCAGUUCACCCUCAUUAAAGUUUGUUUAAUGUACAUGGUGAUUCAUCAAAACUACAUCACCCAAGAGUGAAAAAAUAGUCUGUACUAUCUGCCUUUUUAAUAACUUUCUUCAGAUUGAUUUCGACUGGAUGUGCAGUUUCAUUUUAUUAUGGAUUUAAUUAAAAGUUGCUUUUUCACAUCUUA